Molecule: messenger RNA, 1722 nt
Organism: Metarhizium acridum CQMa 102
Lineage: Eukaryota; Fungi; Ascomycota; Sordariomycetes; Hypocreales; Clavicipitaceae
Source: RefSeq, a predicted model, not a curated record
AUGGCUGCUGAAGCCGAAAAGCUCGCGGGCGAGCCGGAUUCCAUCGAGACCGGAUGGGUCCGUACUGCCCUCGAGGGCCUGCGGUUGACGUUGCAUCUUGCAAACGAGAAGCGCAUCAAGAUCAUCGUCAACGGGGGCGGGCUCAAUCCGAGAGGGUUGGCGACAAAGACACACGAGAUGAUCAAGGACAAGAAGCUAGACCUGCGAGUUGCAUACAUAGACGGCGACAAUCUCAUGCAAAAGGUUCACGGCCUCCUGCCGGACGCCGCAACGGCUUCGAAAGUCCACCUGGACUCGGCCAACAAGCACGUUCAACUUGCCGAGGACGCCCUGUCUUUUCUCGAGGACCCCGAGCACAUGCCCAUCGUGGCGGCAAACGCCUAUCUCGGAUAUCGCGCCAUAAAACGCGCCCUGGAUGAAGGCGCCGACGUCAUCAUAUGCGGCCGGGUGGCUGAUGCAUCUCCCGUCCUCGGAGCCGCAGCCUGGUGGCAUGGCUGGGACGAAACAGACUAUGAUGAGCUCGCUGGAACGCUGGUUGCUGGCCAUCUCAUCGAGUGUUCCACGUAUGCCACCGGUGGAAACUUUUCCGGAGCGUACAAGCACCCCGUGAGCGCCUUUAUCAACCUCGGCCCCCCGAUUGCUGAAGUCGCCCACCAAGGGGAAUGCGUCAUUACCAAACACGAGGAACUGGGUGGUUUCGUCACCCCAGACACCGUCCGGUGCCAGCUACUGUACGAGCUCCAGGGCAACAUCUACCUCAACAGCGAUGUCAAGGCGGAUCUGAGCGGCGUCAAGGUCCAACCCCAAGUGACAAAGAACCGCGUCCAUGUCUCCGGCGUCAGGGGCUAUCCGCCUCCGCCUACCACAAAGCUGGCAGUGUUCUACAAGGGAGGCUACCAGCUGGAGAUUCUGAUGAAUGCCUGCGGAUACGCAACAGAUCACAAAUGGGAUGUUCAAGAGGCGCAGGUGAAGGGCAAGCUGGACGAAUGGGGCCUGCUGGACAGGCUCGACGUGUUGGACUUUCAGAGAAUCGGCACGCCGCAAGAGAAUCCCGUCUCGCAACUCGCGUCCACGACCUACAUGAGAAUCUUUGCGCAGGCCAAGGACAGGAGCCCACUUCCCCGGCUUCCAGGCGCGCACUGCUCUUGGGACCUCCGCACCCUCGAGCCGAAGCCCUUCCUGGGAUACCUGCCAUCCCUCGUGGACCAAGCGGAAAUCUCCGAAGCCGCCACCAUCCUCACCGACGGCGACGACGCCAGCAAACGGCGCCGAAUCCCCGUCGGGUCGCCUCGAAUCACGGAGCCGCUCCUCCCUCGCCUCAACUACGAAACCGCCAACCCCGUCCCUCUGGAGUCGUUUGGGCCCAAGACAAUGCGGCCCCUGGGAGACGUUGUUCUCGGCCGCUCAGGCGACAAGGGCGGCAACGUCAACCUCGGCCUUUUUGUCCAGACCAAGGACCAAUUCGACUGGUUGCGGUCCUUCAUGACAAGAGACAAGCUCAGGGAGCUGAUGCGCAAGGACUGGCAGGACUGGUACUUUAUCGAGCGUGUCGAGUUCCCCGAAAUUUACGCCGUGCACUUUGUCGUGUACGGCGCGCUGGGCAGGGGCGUCAGCAGUUCCAAGCUGUUGGAUAACCUGGGCAAGGGCUUUGGCGAGUUCAUCAGAGCGGGCUGGGUGCCUCUCCCGACGAGAUUCCUGCAUGAGAACGCGGCGCAUCUGUGA